Lachnellula hyalina is the source of this 1134-nucleotide messenger RNA. RefSeq names its product putative glutamine amidotransferase. Bases 1 to 1134 code for a protein of 377 amino acids. The transcript has 2 exons. The record is from RefSeq and is a predicted model, not a curated record. NCBI's taxonomy places the organism in Eukaryota, Fungi, Ascomycota, Leotiomycetes, Helotiales, Lachnaceae.
AUGUGUCGCUGGUUUGCCUACAUCUCCCACACGGAGCCAUGUCUCCUCGAGGACGUUCUCGUCACUCCUGCUCACUCCUUGAGCAAGCAAGUCCACCAGCACUACCUGCCCAAACUCCUCUCCCAUGACCCCGCCACCCACGCUGAACCCACCACCGAAGCCGAGAUCACAACUCGCAACCGUCUCUUCAACGUUGACGGCUUCGGCGUCGUCUGGUACUCAGCUGCCCUCACUGCCUUUUCCCCCUCCCCCUCCCCCGCACACCCAGCCCUCCACCCCGUGCUCUACAAAACGAUCCAACCCCCCCUUCACGAUGCAAACUUCCGUUCCAUUGCCAGCAAUACCGCAAGCAAGGUAGUCUUUUCACACAUCCGUGCAGCAACAGCCACGGCCAUAACACCCAUCAAUAACCACCCGUUUACUUUCGGGAUCCAUACUAUCAUGCACAAUGGUUAUAUUUCCGACUUUGCUGCUAUAAAGCGCAAGAUUUGUGAGCCUAUGAGCCAGGAAGCGUACUCCCAUAUUGAAGGGGGCACCGAUACGGAGCAUUUAGCUGCGCUUUUCAUGUCUAUCUUGUGUCCAGCCUCCACCUCGGCGGCAAACUCAGACGGCAUUCCUGCAGCAUGGGAAGAAUACCACACUCCGCAAGCCCUAAAGGAUGCGCUUUUCAAGACCAUCGAAACCAUAAUUACGGUCCAAACGUCUCUCCUAGGCUCCAAGGCCCAGCCAAACGAUCUCAAUGUCGCCGUCACGGAUGGCCAAAGCCUCGUUGCAUGCCGGUUCCGGAAUCACCCCACGGAGCAGCCGCCGAGUUUAUACCACAGCACUGCUGCGGGAGUUACGCUCAACAGGCAGUAUCCCGACCACCCAGAUGGCGCCAAGGGCCCGCAUGGAAAGGGCAAUGGGAAGAGCGCUAAUGGGAAACAAGCAGCCAAGGGCGCCGAGGGACAUAACCCCCACGCAAGGAAGAAUGCGGAGGAGCAUGGGAAGCAUUUUAUCAUUGCUAGUGAGCCGACUACGUAUAAAGAUGCGGAGUGGGAUUUGGUGGAGAAAAAUCGAGUUGUUUUGGUGGGUAGUGAAGGGUUGAUUGGAACCGAGAAAGUGAGUUACCCUGGGGAUGGGAAGACAAACUAA